AUGUCGUUUGGAAUUACGGCCUCAAGAAGAGGUAAAGUAGCUGGUGGUUUGGUUUCCGCUUUUGGUUCUGCUCUUUAUGGUUCUCACAGGGGUCCUCGUGGGUUUUAUCCUGAACCUGUUGAUGUUUGGCUGGCUGUAUUGAUGGAUGCUGUGCCAUUGUAUCAGAAGAGUGUAAUUAUUUGUCCAUCCACGAUAUCAGACGACCGUGCAUCGUCGCUACUUGUACGGGCGAAGGAACACCUCCCAUCUGUGCAUUUAGCCCCACUGCGAAAGCGCAGCUGUAGAGAUUCGUCACUAUUAUCAUGUGAGAGAAGUCGUCAGACAUCAGAGGUUGUAGCCCCACUCUUACCUUCAUUUGAGUCACCAUUGGAGAGUCUUGCACCGCAAUCUCUCGAUCUUGUGGUAUUUGCGGCAAAUGUGUUUGGUGAGGAACUGUUGUAUGAUGCGCCUUGGCACAUGUCCCUCGCCCACCGUUGUUUGCGUCCACACGGAGUUGUCGCCAUCAUUGGUUACGAUACGCGGGUUCGAGUGGCAGCUCCACAAACAGCUCAAAGGGAUACAGAUGAUUUUCUGGAAGAUUUACAACGCCGUGCAAGUGAGUUAGCAAACGGGACAGAUUCACAAGAUAUAUCCAUAGCGUUAAAACGAGCGCUGGAUGUUAGUAGUAGUCUGAAUGUAGGUCAUGCAGAUACAUACUUUCCUUUUCCCUCUACAAGACGGCGUUGGUUUGUCUCUGAAUACUCCGUAAGUCCUGCACAACUUGCGGCAUCGUACAGAGUUCUACCGGAGUAUCAAAUUCUUUCUGCAGGAAGAAGACGCCAUAUUUUACCUUUUUCUGAUGGAGAAGAAAGAGAAGGUGAUGCAAUAAACGUUUGCCGUCGAAGCUCAUGUGUUGAUCCACUUGAAGCCUUACAGGUUUGUUUAAAGGCCCAUGAUACAUUGGAGGGAAGAAGGGCGUUAGCAUCACCUUCACUGAGAGCUCACGUGCGGCACUUUGUUGUUACGUGUAGUGCACGUUCGGUAAACUCUUUUUCACAACAUCAUGAACUUUCCUCUUCAGGAAGGCGUUUACCACAAUUAAAAUAG
Molecule: messenger RNA, 1086 nt
Organism: Trypanosoma theileri
Lineage: Eukaryota; Euglenozoa; Kinetoplastea; Trypanosomatida; Trypanosomatidae
Exons: 1
Coding region: 1-1086 (361 amino acids)
Source: RefSeq, a predicted model, not a curated record